AAAAUGAGUUUUGGUAUUUCCUAACCCAUGCGUUUCUUGGUUUACCUCUUAACUUCCCCUGCUAUCAGAAUAGCCAAUUGAUCAUCAUUUAUGUUCUGGUUAGUCUAACGACAUUUCAACGUCUUGAUCUUUUUUCUUUUUUUUUUUUGUUUGCAAUCCUUACCGUCCUCGUUACCUCGCUUACCGUGUUGUAUGGAUAAUAACAGACAGUGUUAAGUAUAAAUCACACCCUUCCGGCCCACGGGGUUCCAGCUGAUGUACAACAAUGGCCAUGCCUACAAGAGUGUUUUGCUUUGUGGCCUUCAAGCUCGGCAAUGUCCCACUUAAAAUGCCAGUGUGUACCUCAAGGCUGGCCCAGCAUGAUUUGCGUGUAUGGAGUCAGAGAAGUCAUGCCUCAAAUCACAGAUAUACACGAAAGCAGGAGAUUAAUAAGGAGGAUUUUGGUCUGGAUGAUAUGGAUGCACAGAUUGAGGCAGUGAUCAAAGAGGAGAAGAAAAUAAUGAAAACCUUGAAAUUCCACAAGAUCCAUAGGCAGUUGAGGCCAAAUGGAGCCCCAAUAAGGACACUCACAUGGGAAGCAAUUGAACAGAUCAGGUUUCUAAAACGGGAGUCUCCAGAGGAGUGGACCAUAGAGCGGCUCGCUGAGGGCUUCUCAGUCACUCCAGAUGAAAUUUCCAGAAUACUCCGCAGUAAAUUCACUCCGAGCCCAGAGCGGAAACUGAAGCAAGAUAAAAUGGUGUUGGCUAAACAACAGCAACCAUCUCUUGCAGACGGGACUAAGGUUCAGCCCAGGUUACUGCCCAGGAACAGCACCCCGAUUACACUUCCCUUAGGAACCACAGGAGCCCUGGUGGCUAGUCAAAGCAAAGGAAUGAUUAAAGUGGACAGUAAAAGCUCCACUGCUAUUUCUCUGGGGACCCCACAACGGUCAACAGACCAUUUGAAUAGCAUGGUGCCCACACAUCACAAAGAUAAGACUUUAACUAUUGUAAAGUCAGUGGAGUUAGAGGAGGAAGAUGAUGUUGAUUAUUCUGAAGAUGGAGAGGUCUGGGACAGGGUUACUUUUUCAGAUGCAGAAUUACAAGACGUUGCACAUACUAUGACUGAAGAACAUAUUCCAGUAGUACAGAAGGGGAGUGAAUAUUUUGACGCAGAAGGUAACUUUCUGUACCGGGUAUGAAUACUGUAGCAUGUUAUGUAAAACAGAACCAAGAAUGCUUUGCAUUUGAAUGUGUAAAUUGUACAUUUGUGAGGGCAACAAUAUUAAACACUCCUCAAAGACUUGGCAUAGUUAAAAAUAAAUAACACUUUCAUGUGA
This is a messenger RNA of Alosa alosa (allis shad), 1318 nucleotides long. RefSeq names its product neugrin, neurite outgrowth associated (gene ngrn). Gene Ontology annotation, cellular component: nucleus. Lineage: Eukaryota; Metazoa; Chordata; Actinopteri; Clupeiformes; Clupeidae. The record is from RefSeq and is a predicted model, not a curated record. The transcript has 4 exons. The coding region runs from base 266 to 1180 and encodes 304 amino acids.